Molecule: messenger RNA, 1433 nt
Organism: Oncorhynchus gorbuscha (pink salmon)
Lineage: Eukaryota; Metazoa; Chordata; Actinopteri; Salmoniformes; Salmonidae
Product: serine/threonine-protein kinase H1-like
Exons: 3
Biological process (GO): protein phosphorylation
Molecular function (GO): ATP binding; protein kinase activity
Source: RefSeq, a predicted model, not a curated record
CGCACCUUAUGCACCUGCGUGACAGAAUGUCGAGAAAAUCCUUUUCAGUGAAUCCAUUCAUUCACACAUUCUAAGCGUUGCCUGCACCUGCUUACUCACUCCUCCAGACGUCUCUUCACCAAUUUAGCCGUGUAUGUGUAUUGUAGUAUAGGUGCAAGUUGGCGUUGCUGCUGAUCGAGUCUGUUAAGAUUGUGUACGUUUUUCUUAGCGCACGCAAUUACGCAAGCAGCAACUGUCCCUUUUCUCUUCAUGCCUUCGUUAGUUGCGCUUUAGUAAUGGGCUGCGGAAGCACCAAGGUGCUGCCAGAAAGCUCGGUUAAAAACGGUUACGUGAGCUUCGUGAAGUCGGUAGUGGGCUACAGUCACAAAAGAAAAGAGUUAGACGAUGAGCUACAGAAGUGUAAAGGGACGCAGAAAAACUUUUGGAGUGUUGUUCAGAGCAGUGGAGUUACGGGUACACAGGCGCCGUCACGCGUUCUACUGCCGACGGGCCAGGAUGGGCAGAGGCACAACAAAGUGGCCAAGUACAAGGCGAAGUUUGACCCCAGAGUCACAGCAAGGUAUGAUAUCAAGGCCCUGAUCGGUAGGGGGAGCUUCAGCCGGGUAGUACGUGUAGAGCACAGAGCCACCCAUCAACCCUUCGCCAUCAAGAUGAUAGAGGUGGAUGCCAGGGAAGGGCGAGAGGUGUGUGACUCUGAGCUGGGGGUGCUACGCAGGGUCAGCCACCUCAAUGUGGUACAGCUGGUGGAGGUGUUCCAGUCGCCCCAGAGGGUCUACAUGGUUCUGGAACUGGCCACGGGCGGGGAGCUGUUCGACCGUGUCAUCGCUAAGGGCCACUUCACCGAGCGUGAUGCCACCAGAGCCCUGCAGAUGACUUUAGCCGGGGUGGGGUAUCUUCAUUCUCUGGGCAUCACACACAGGGACCUGAAACCUGAGAAUCUGUUGUACUACCACCCUGGAGCCGACUCACGCCUGCUGGUGACUGACUUUGGACUGGCCAGCUUUGGGAACAGGGACCUUGGAGGGGGUAAGGAUGGAGGUGGGGAUGGAGUGGGCAGUGGAAGUGGAGAUAGUGGAGUUGGAAGAGGCAGUGAAAGGGGUGCAAGUCUGGGUGGAGUUCCAGGUGGUAAGGUAGCAAAUAGGGAUGGUAAGGAAAGCUGUGAUAGAAGGGAUGGAAAAGGAAGUGGAAGAGAUGGAAGAGGGGAUGGAGGAGGUGGCGGUAGAAGAGACUGGUCCAUGACGACCACUUGUGGGACACCAGAGUACAUGGCCCCAGAGGUGGUCUUGAGGUUGCCCUACUCCUGCCAGGUGGACAUGUGGGCCCUAGGGGUCAUAGCCUACAUCCUACUCAGUGGCUCCAUGCCCUUCGAGGACGACAGCCGGCCCAGACUCUACAGAGCCAUCCUCAGGGGAAGGUACAGCUUCCACGGAGAG